Messenger RNA from Brettanomyces nanus, 570 nucleotides. RefSeq lists its product as uncharacterized. The transcript has 2 exons. The record is from RefSeq and is a predicted model, not a curated record. NCBI's taxonomy places the organism in Eukaryota, Fungi, Ascomycota, Pichiomycetes, Pichiales, Pichiaceae. Bases 1 to 570 code for a protein of 189 amino acids.
AUGUCAAGUGGAGGCAUAAUAGGAGGAAAUCUUGAUGGUGAGGAGUCAAAUAAUGAUAUUGAUGACUCGAUUAAGAUAUCACCAGAGCUGGUUACUACCGUGGAGAUAUCCAAUACAUCGAGUCGUAUGACGGUAAACGAUGAUAUAGAUGGAGAUCACAAUGAACACAGGAAAAUACGGCAGCACAGAAAGUUUAAAUAUAAAAGUGCUGAUGAUGACGAUGAGAAUCUAUGUCCUGUGUGUGGAAAGGAUAUAAAGGCAUUACAAGAUAUAGACAGAGUGGAUCAUGUUAAUGAAUGUCUUGAAAGUCAGGAGUUUUCCGGGUCCCCAGACCAAGUAAGGAAGCGAAAUAGGAUGCUGGUGUAUACGAUUCCCAAAGAUGCAGACGUUCUCAAGCUUAAAUUGAAUGAGGAUUCAGAGUGUGUCAUUUGUUUUGAGGAGUUUAAACCAGGCAAUAAGAUAGGGAGACUGGAAUGUCUAUGCUGCUUUCACUACGAGUGCAUUAAAGAUUGGAUCAAUCAUAAGGGACGAUGUGAAUGUCCAGUUCAUAUGAUUCAUUACGAUAUCUAA